CCGGUUGGCGAACGGCCGCCUCUCCCGGCCUAUAUAAGGCUCCGUCAUGAGAGUCCUGCCAGUCAGCAGUCGACUUUCGAGCUGUGAAGUCCUCCGUCAUGAUGAUCCGCCUGCUCCUCCUCGUCACCGUGGCUGCCGUCGUCGUCGCGGCGCAGGGCGGCGGCGACGCCGAUGGUUGCAGGUAUUACUGCAGGAAGUGGCGGCCGGAGGGAGAAGAGCGGCCCGUGUACUGCUGUGACGACGGGACGGUUAGCGACCCGCCUCCCGAAGCCGAACACAGUGGAGAAUGCCCCGACAUUCGGCGUCACUGCCUUCGCAGCAAAAGACCACCAAAUGUGUGCCCCCACGACGGUUUCUGCCCGCCCCGCCAGAAGUGCUGCUUUGACACCUGCUUGGACCAUCACGCUUGCAAACUUGCUAUUCCUGUUAAGAUCCUUGAGCCGAUCCCUCUUCGAAGGUAGUGGCUGAGCCUCUGAAGGCUGCGCUAAUUAAUUUGUUGAAUUUAUUGUUUUGUUUGUCUGUGCUGUCUAUUGAAAACACGUGAGAGGGUUCAUCUAUGUAUUAUUUAUAGGUAAUAAAUAACAAUUUUA
Messenger RNA from Penaeus vannamei (Pacific white shrimp), 590 nucleotides. RefSeq lists its product as uncharacterized. The record is from RefSeq and is a predicted model, not a curated record. Lineage: Eukaryota; Metazoa; Arthropoda; Malacostraca; Decapoda; Penaeidae.